AAAAUGAGUUAAAACGCAUAUCUAGAUUCUUUCCUUAAUGUGAAGUUGAAGUUCUAGAAUGACUGAAAUUUUCCUGUAAAAUCCUUCUCCUAAACGAAAGAAAAUUCCGUAUUGUAAAAUUGACUUUUCGCUACUCUGUUUCCGUUUCUCUCAUUUGUAAAUUCUCUUCUCCUUCUCGACGUUCAUAAAACCAUCUCUUCACCUUCAACAUCAAUUCUUACAAUCUCAGUUAUGUCGAAUUCGGAUUCUGAUUCCUCAUCAUACAGUGGUCCCGAGUACAAAAAUUUCAGGCAAAUCACCCGUGACAGAUUAUUGCAUGAAAUGCUUGGGUCCGCGAAAACAGGGAGCUCAAAAUCAACCUGGAAGGUACUGAUAAUGGACAAACUUACAGUUAAGGUUAUGUCUUACUCAUGCAAGAUGGCUGACAUCACACAAGAAGGAGUUUCAUUGGUAGAAGAUAUAAACAGACGGAGACAGCCAUUGCCCUCUAUGGAUGCUAUAUACUUUAUCCAGCCAACCAAAGAGAAUGUUCUAUUGUUCCUGUCGGACAUGUCUGGAAAAUUGCCUUUAUAUAAAAAGGCGUUUGUUUUCUUUAGUUCGCCUAUUUCAAGAGAAUUGGUUACUCACAUCAGGAAGGAUACAAAAGUUUUAACUCGCAUAGGUGCUCUGAGAGAGAUGAAUUUGGAAUACUUUGCCAUAGACAGCCAGGGCUUUGUCACUGAUAACGAAAGGGCCUUAGAGGAACUUUUUGGUGAUGAGGAAAAUCCUCGCAAAGGUGAUGCAUGUUUAAAUGUGAUGGCUACACGCAUUGCUACGGUUUUCGCUUCAUUAAGGGAGUUUCCUUCUGUCCGCUACCGGGCUGCCAAGACACUUGAUACAAUGACAGUUACAACUUUCAAUGAUCUAGUUCCUACAAAGCUUGCAGCCGGAGUGUGGAACUGUCUCCUGAAAUAUAGACAGACUAUUGAGAAUUUCCCUCAGACAGAAACAUGCGAGUUGCUUAUCCUAGAUCGUUCUGUUGAUCAGAUUGCUCCUAUCAUACAUGAGUGGACAUAUGAUGCCAUUUGCCAUGAUUUACUGAAUAUGGAAGGUAAUAAAUUUGUGCAAGAGUUUCCAAGCAAAACAGGUGGUCUACCAGAGAAAAAAGAAUUUCUUUUGGAGGAGCAUGAUCCUGUUUGGCUUGAACUUCGUCAUGCACAUAUAGCAGAUGCUAGUGAGCGUUUACAUGAGAAGAUGACCAACUUUGUAUCAAAGAACAAAGCUGUUCAAAUUCAACAAGGUUCAAGAGAUGGUAGUGAACUUUCUACAAGGGAUUUGCAGAAGAUGGUUCAUGCAUUGCCACAAUACAAUGAGCAAAUUGAUAAGCUUUCCCUCCAUGUAGAGAUAGCAGGAAAAGUCAACAAAAUGAUCAGGGAGUUAGGACUCAAAGAACUUGGGCAGCUGGAGCAGGAUCUUGUUUUUGGUGAUGCUGGAAUGAAGGACGUGAUUAAGUUUUUAACUACAAAAGAGGAUUUGACUUGUGAAAAUAAGUUACGGUUAUUGAUGAUUCUUGCAUCCAUGUAUCCUGAGAAGUUGGAGGGUGACAAGGGUAUGAAUUUAAUGAAGAUAGCAAAAUUACCACCAGAUGAUAUGACUGCUGUACAGAAUAUGAGAUUUCUUGGGGGAUCAUCAAUUAGCAAAAAGAAUUCAGUUGGGACCUUUGCUCUGAAGUUUGAUAUCCAUAAGAAGAAGAAGAGGGCUGCUAGGAAAGACCGCAGUGAUGAAGAGCAUAAAUGGCAGUUAUCACGCUUUUACCCCAUGAUAGAGGAACUUAUUGGAAAACUUAGUAAAAGAGAACUACCAAAGGAUGAUUAUCCAUGUAUGAACGAUCCUAGUACAAGUUUCCAUGGUACAACCCAUCCUGCAAUAUAUGAAGCUCCAGCAGCUCAUUCAAUGAGAUCCAGACCGAGACCAACAUGGGCCCGACCACGGAAUUCUGAUGAUGGAUAUUCAAGUGAUUCAGUGCUAAGAUAUGCAUCUGGUGAUUUAAAGAAGAUGGGUCAACGUAUUUUUGUAUUUAUCAUUGGUGGAGCUACUAGAUCAGAGUUAAGGGUAUGUCACAAGCUAUCAACAAGGUUGAACAGGGAAGUCAUUCUGGGAUCAUCAAGUCUCGAUGAUCCUCCUCAGUUUAUUGCGAAAGUGAAGAUGCUGACCGCACAUGAACUUUCAUUAGACGAUAUCCAGAUCUAAAUAUGGUUUAGCUGCAGUUCUGAUUCAGAUACAUAACUUUAUAUAUUAUAUAUAUAGUCUAAUCUACAUUAAUCUUUCUAACAGUUGAUCAAAAUGGAUGCGUCUAGAUAUCUGUAGUUGGCGUGUCUAGCUCUAGAAUAUUUUGGAUGAGCGUUCUGCCAGGUCAGGUUAUGCUUUUCGAUGUGUAUUAUAAUUGAUUUGUUAGUUGUAUAGUUUUUAUUAUAUUUAAUAAGAAGAAGUAAUUGAAAUCUGGAA
This is a messenger RNA of Pistacia vera, 2484 nucleotides long. Its product is annotated as SNARE-interacting protein KEULE-like. The record is from RefSeq and is a predicted model, not a curated record. NCBI's taxonomy places the organism in Eukaryota, Viridiplantae, Streptophyta, Magnoliopsida, Sapindales, Anacardiaceae. Gene Ontology annotation, molecular function: syntaxin binding. Gene Ontology annotation, biological process: intracellular protein transport; vesicle-mediated transport. The coding region runs from base 232 to 2229 and encodes 665 amino acids. The transcript is spliced from 21 exons. Gene Ontology annotation, cellular component: plasma membrane; secretory granule.